UAAAUGCAUUUGCAUCUGAUUAUUUCAUACCAGGCGUUCAUGUUCAUGGACCCCGGUGUGCAGCUGCCCUCUUUGCAUUCGCUACAUUAGCGGGGGCGCAGUGAAGUCACAGACAGAAGGCAACUACAAGACUUAUCUCUGUCACACAGCUUCUGGCCGAGCCAUUCGACUGCUGGUUUAUCUGCUCCGACACACACCCUCUCACUGGGGAAGUGUCACUCCCCCCUACACCUCCUCAUUCCUGCUGACUCCCUGCUCCCCCUGUCCUCUCUCGCCUCUUCGCCUCACCCCUCUCUGGAUGCCAGCAGCUUCUAGUAAUGGAGCAGAUGACAGUCACACACCAACCAAGGCUGUCAGUCACCCAUGGCUCAGCGUCAGCAAUUCAAAAGGAGAAAGAGGGGGGCGUCACCACAGGAAGUGAAAAUGACUUGAGGUCAAACAAUGUUCCUGCAGUGACAGACCCAGUACUCACACAGCCCGGUCUCGGCAUCACCACGACAACCAUCACCACCAUCACACAGACAGGAGGAGACUGGAGCUCCGGCCUGUUUGACGUCUGCGGAGACAAGACUACAUGUAUCCUUGGUGCUCUGGUGCCGUGCUGUUUAGACCUGAGUUUAGCUCACCAGUAUGGCGAAUGUCUCUGCAUGCCUCUGCUACCGGGAUCCACUUUUGCCAUGCGAGUUGGGAUCCGGGAGCGGUUCAAGAUACGGAGGCAAGAAUUCAUCCGCUACAUUCUGAGUUGGGUGAAAAGCAGCUGGCAACACUUCUUUCCGGUUUCAGUAGCUGUCGCUGGUCACCAGACAAUGUGUCUAGUCUCUCUCAGACACGAGGGGGAGAUGAAGCGAGGGAACAUAAACCUUUCUAGACCUUGAUGGACAAAUUGAACUGACAUGGGACAUUCAGGACACUGUGAGCAAAUCAGACUACUGAAUCUAAUUUUCAGCAUCACAUUUAAAACUAAAUCCAAGUAAAGCAGGUGAACCACAUAAAAGCCGAGUGUGCUCAGCCAUUUGGUUUCAGAACACCUCAUUGAUUUUGACAGUUGUUUUCUUCGUUUCAGCGUGUGGAAUGAAAGCAAGUGUGCGAGUCUCCGUUCAGUAUGCAGAACCACUUCUCUGAUUACAAACAGGCCACGGCAUUGCUCCGAUUACAGGUCAACAGUUCAAGUAAAGUCUGAUGGUAAUAACGUCCAUUUCCAUAUUUCUGAUAUUCCUUUAUCCCUCUGUUCUUUAGUUCACCUCAGGCAUUCAUUCAUAUUAUCAAUCCAGCUCUGAUUGCUGUGAACCUGAAAUGCCAACCAUUUCUACACAAAGCAGGUCCUCAAAGGGCAAAUAUGUAAUUUGUUAACUCUUACGGAUGUGGUCCCCUACCUGGCAGCUGCUUCAAAUGAAAUGGGGAAGAGAAAAUGGAUUUCGUCUCAAAAAGGAGAGAGACAGAGAUGCGAAUAAUAAAAUCUAAUCAUAUUUUACUGACUGUACAGUUAAUCUGCUGCUUGAAAAUACAUAUUUGUUUAAAUCAUAGCAAUUCAAAGUGUACAUUAUUUUUUGUUGUUGUCAAUUUACAAUUUACUGGUAGAGAUCAAUAAAACUACCCCGGAUAAGCUCCAAUAGCUGCCAUCCUUAUGCUGUGAGUUGCUGUUUACAAGUUGCAUGUUGCUUUAUUGCCUGUCCUCACUUACCUGUUGAAGUGAAAAUCCUUGUGAGUUGCAUGGCAGCUGUGACAUACUGUAAGUUGCACAUGGCCACAGCGGUAAUAAGGUCCGCAGUAUCUUUCUUCUGUCUGCAUUAGGCCCCAGUGUUUCCUGAGCAGCCCUGGUUGGAUAAAUCUUGCUGCAGCUCCACUGCUCUCUGCCACCUGGGGGUUGUUAGUGAGCGGGAUCUGCCUCGAGCAGAGCUGCCUUCGGGCACUGUGGUAACAUCUCUGCCUCCCUGUGCAAUGACCAAAUGUUAUUGCUUCUGCAUCAAUAGCUUUAAAUUGGGUUGGUAAAUUGAAAAGCUAUUUGCUUUGCAAAUCAAAUACACCCUUAAAAUGUCCUACAUGCUCGUGCAACCUUUAUAUCUAUAUUUACACAUAGAUUUAUCUAUAUUUAUUUUCAAACUGCUUCGAAGUAGUCGCUACCAUAACAAGGAACAUUUAUCUAUUCUCCAAAGCCCCGUUAAAAUGUUUUUUUGUUUUUUUUCCCUCCUUAAGCAAUUCAUAUUGUAUGUCCAGAGUAAGCCCCACAGUUCUACUAUUAAAGGGUCAGUUCAAGCUAUUUAUUUUAAUCUACUUUGGGGGGGACUGACCCUUUAUUUAUGCCACAUUGGAUUUACUGCUGUUUCAUGGAAUCAAACCCCAAAUACAACGAAUGAAACGAGGAACCCUUGUGUGUGCUUCCAGUUAAACCUCAAACCUAUUUACAUCUUGUACAUUUACUAUAUCGUCUCACACACUGACACAGCCUGGCCUUACGUCAUCUACCGGAUACACUUCCAUGACUGAACCUUUAGGGGGCAGUGUUGUCCCAUAUCUGGACCCCUGCUGUCUGUUUCUAUUCCCACAGCUGCUCGGUCUUAAGUGCUGAUCUGAGGUCAGAUUUGGGACUUCCACAUCAGUCGUAGAGGUCAAGAUUUGAAACAGUGAAGCCCAUCCUAAUUCAGCAGUCGGACAAGGAUCAUAAAACACCUGCGCUGAUGUUCUUUCCUGCUGUUUCAGCAUGGAGACGACUAUCCCCACAGACACAUCAGGUGUAGAGUACAGGCUGUUAUCGACAACAGCCCCGCUGGGAGCUGUGGGUGUGUAUAUGUGUGUGAUAUAUGCAGUAUGUAUCCAAAAAGGCUUUCCCCAUGAUUGUGCUCAUUGCACAGGGUUACUGGUGCACAGUAACCACCAGUAAACAGAUGACAUACAAAACAUAGCACAGGGAGGGAAUAGAUCAUGCCCUCCCGAGCUUCCCACGUGACUGAAUAACAACCAGCUGAAGGUGUGAGUGUUUGUUGCUUCCCCAAACUACACACUGACAUUUCUGAUACAGCUUUUUAAUGGCUUUCACUUCCCUUUUUCCUCUCUGUCGUCUCUACCUCCUGCAUGCAUUUUCCUCUCGAUGGUCUUUUCAUUCUUGCCUUCCCUCCAUUCCUCCCUUUCUCCUCAAUCAUUUCAUUUCUUCUCCUCCCUUUGCCCUCUUUUACUUAUUUCCCGUCUUCCCGACUGCUGCUUGUGUGUAUGUUUGUGAAUAAAGAGAGGCGAGAGAAGGAAAGAGAGAGGUGUGGAGGGACCGGCAAAGCCGGAGCACUUGUCCCCCUGGUGAUACUUCUAUCCAGGACAACAAGCACCACCUGGGGUUUGCAUAACACACACUUCCCCUCUCUCUCUCUCUCUCUCUCUCUCUCUCUUUCUCUUUUCAUAUCAUUUUCUCUGUGUUACUCUUUUGUUUAAUCCUUGCCCUUCCUAUGUCUCGCUCUGUUUUUUAAUUCUGUCUUUCUCUUACACAGACCACACACACACAAUCAUCAUCAUCAUCGUCGUCAUGCGGGGAGGCGGGGGGCAUUGAGCUGCUGGUUCGCCUGCAGCUACAGCUGUAGAAGCCUUGGUAGUUUGUAUGGGAGUCGGUGGGCUCUGCCACUGAGUGGAGUCGUCCUGUUUUGGGUUGUGUGUUUGUGCGGGAUGAUGGAAGCUUGGAACUGCUCCUCAGACUAAGCAGACGGUUUUAUAGAUUUUUCUUCCCGAAAGACAGAGGAGGAGGAUUUCAUUCUAUGAUUUGACUUCAAAAACCACUGGCGUACUCAGGGAUUAUAAUACUAGAGAUUUGCUUGCUUUGGUAGUGUUUGUUCCACGCCAGGACUAUAUUCCUCUCUGACAAGAAAAGGGAGGAUCCUUUUUUUUCCCACCAUGUAAGCUGUCGGUCCUUUGAGGUCAUUAAAGAGUGGCAGUAAUCAGAACUAGAAAAUAUGGCAGAUGGCUUUAAUUUCCUCUGGCAUUCAUUUAAAUAAACAAAUAUGAGCAAUGUUUACAAUUUUAUCAUGGUUCAUAUUUGAUUAUUUGGAUGUAUUUUUAGAAAAAAUCAUGUUUGAAAACAUUAAAGCAGUUGAUGAUUAAUUAAGUUACAUGACAUUGUUUAUAUUAAUAGCUGCAGAUUAGUUUUGGUCCCAUGUUAAUUUUGGAGGUACCACCCAGAGGUGAAGAAUGGGUUUAUACGUUUGACUAAAUGAUGAAACCGUUUAUAUGUAACUGAAAUUUCAAUUAGGGGUUUGUGUCAACUUCAAAGGAGGUCUGAUGUGACCGUUUAUAUGGGAGCUGAAGCAAUAGGAGGAAAGAAACAGAAGUCAAAUAGUUUAUAGGGUUUCUUGAAGGAAAAAAAACACAUAUUUAUUGUUGAAAGAUAGCAAAGUUGCAAAAAAGAAAAGAUAAUUAUCAGGAUAAUUUCUUCCACAGAAAUAUUUACUGUGGAAAUAUUCUCAAAGUAUCUAACUGGUGCGCAAGGUAAUAGGAAAAAAAUGGAGGGCAAAAUAAUCAUGGGCCUCGUACAAUUGUGAUUAUUGAACACCUCUAUAAUUAAACACAUUUUGAGGGUGUUCAAACAAACAGAUGUCAGCGAAUGUAAAGCUUUCUUGAUUUAUUCUUGCCGCCCUGCAUCAAUACUCUCAGUCGUGCCGUGAUGCUGCUUUAUUCACGUCUCGCUAUAGAAGUGUCAUUUUCCACCAUCUCUUUUAGCCCCUGUGGAGUCCCCAUACAGACACACAAAUGAUCACACCACCACUGGCUUUUUGAAUCUUCGCCCUAUAAAAACAUGCAUAUUUUUCAUGUGAGCACGGAUUAUGGAUUUCUACCUGCAGGCUGGGAGGACCAAUAUUGUAUGAUGUCAGUACGGAGACCAAAAUGUCCAACAGAAAACCUGAGGGGAUAAACACUCCAUUUGAAGGUGUCAUGAUGGCUUAUUUCUUGUGACAACUUCAAAGUGCAUGUUUAGGCCACAAGGUAUUUUUGGCAUUUCACUGUGCAAUGAGGAAUCUUAAUAGCAGUCACUUCACACAGAGACCCUUCUUGUAGGGGGCCCCUUGACCCCCAGGGCCUCUGAUCUCUGUCUGAUUGGCUCUAUCAAAAAUCCCUGCAUGGAUGUGAGGGGUGCAAACCUAAAUCCAUGAGCAAUGAAAACUAAUUUUGUGAUCUGAUAAGUCAUCUAUUUUUCAACUCGAAACAUUUACAUCUUCAACGCAGUCUGCCAGUUGAGCUGUGUCUGAUUGUUCUGCUUAAUAGCGAAAUAACUCCGAGCUGAUAAUAUUCCCACGCACAAUUCAAAUAUGUUUUUUGAUAACACCAGAGUGAAGUCUUGUGUCCUUCAGGCCUCCCCAGUCAUGGGAUGGAAACAUAAUUUCCAUUUAACAUCUGUGAACUACAUUUCUCCCUCUAAGACCAAGACUUAUUUGCCCUGUGAAGAUUGUCAAAUAUCAGACACACAGAUGAAGAACUGUAUGAUCUAGUGCAAAUCCAAGUGGACUGAAGUUGUCCUCGAAGAAAACCCAGGUCCAACUCCUUAAUGCAUCAUAAAUAUUUAAGGUUUUCGAUUUUGUCUCAUGCACAUAUUCUUUUCUCAAGCUAUUUCUUGGUGAGCAGUGACUUCCUGGAUUCUGUGUGUGUAAUCACAGGUUAUCAUUCAUGUUUUGAAAUGGUUUAAACGUACUUCUUUGAGCUAAACUAAACGCCUCCUGGCUUCAUCUCCAUUUGUAGCACACAUACUAAUACGAAUUUCUAAAGUGUCACAUGCAUUUGUUUUAUUGUAUCACCUAUGUUUAUACUACUUGAUGAAUAUAAUAAUGCAAACGUGUAAAAACAUAUAUACAGCAUUUAUAUGAGCUUUCAUUCCAACAUCAUUCUAUUAGUUCUAAAAUUGUGCAGUUAUUUUAGAAUUAGUUUGCUCCUCAUUCUGUCAAAGUACGUUGGCAACAAAUAACAACAAAACACCGUUUGUUGCCAUUCAGAUGAAGUUAAUGUAAAAGAAGGCUGCAGCUUUAGGACAUGACAACUGGCAUGGCAGUAAUUUGGGGGAUUUAUUCUCAUUUUCAUUACAUUACAUACAUUUGCAUAGGAAACAGAACUCAAAACACGAAUAAAAAUAAAUUAUUCCAUAAGACUCCAAAAAUAUUCUGUUGCUCCACAUAACAGCUCAGACUGGUGGAAACUGUCAUCGCAGACGAGACCUAACACUGUCCCUGGAGAUUAACUUCUCAUUAUCCACUCUAUUUACUGCUGGCUGAUGUGACAUAGGAGGAGAGAUGCCAUGCAGCUCUGACAGAAUGAUGCUUCACUUUCUGCUCUGGGGCUUUUUUCCUGUAAUAUCUCUGUACAAUCAGUGGGUAUCUGUGCAGGACUGGUUGCUGGAAAAGGUCAAAUGUGCUGCAUUGACUCGGAUAAAUGAAGGUUUAAAAACAACUGUCAGUCAACAUGUAGGCCAGGAAAUACGCUAUGGAAAGUGGCAUCUUACUUAUUCUGCAAGUAUAUCAGCAUAACAUCAUGUACUUUGCAAUGUUAUGGAUAUCCCUGAUAAAAACAUUAAACAUCCAAAUCAUG
Cyclopterus lumpus (lumpfish) is the source of this 6546-nucleotide messenger RNA. It is a transcript of the gene plac8l1, whose product is annotated as PLAC8 like 1. The transcript has 5 exons. Lineage: Eukaryota; Metazoa; Chordata; Actinopteri; Perciformes; Cyclopteridae. The record is from RefSeq and is a predicted model, not a curated record. The coding region runs from base 318 to 875 and encodes 185 amino acids.